Rhagoletis zephyria (snowberry fruit fly) is the source of this 1691-nucleotide messenger RNA. Its product is annotated as myosin-VIIa-like. Gene Ontology annotation, cellular component: myosin complex. Gene Ontology annotation, molecular function: ATP binding; cytoskeletal motor activity; protein binding. Lineage: Eukaryota; Metazoa; Arthropoda; Insecta; Diptera; Tephritidae. The record is from RefSeq and is a predicted model, not a curated record.
AAACCAAAAUCCAAUCAAGAUUCGCUCUUUGGCAUACGCCACUAUGCUGGCGUAGUGAUGUACAACCCGAAUGGAUUUCUGGAAAAGAAUCGCGAUUCGUUCAGCAUGGAUUUACGUGAAAUGAUUGGUAAAUCUAAAAAUAAAUUUCUCGUCGAUAUCUUUCCAAUGGAAAUGCCUUACGACACAAUAAAGAAACAGUUGACGUUGUCGGUGAAGUUCCGCAAUUCAUUGGACCUGCUUAUGCGUACACUCGCUGCAGCGCACCCGUUCUUUAUACGUUGUAUUAAACCGAAUGAGGAUAAGAAACCUAAUCUUUUCGACCGCGAGCUAUGCGUGCGUCAGCUACGCUACUCCGGCAUGAUGGAGACGGCACGUAUACGUCACGCUGGCUAUCCCAUACGCCACAGCUAUAAGGACUUCGUCGAGCGCUACCGCUUGCUGUUGCCCGCAAUCGCACCCACGCCCACGCCCGACAUCGACUGCCGUCAAAUCACCAAACAGAUCUGCAAGCAGUUACUGCCCGCUACAGCUGAUUACCAAUUCGGGCGGCAUAAAGUUUUUCUAAAAGACAUAGAUGACACAUUCUUGGAAAAGGAGCGCGCGCGCAAAGUAUUACAAUCGAUUAUAACCAUACAACGCGGCUUACGGCGGGUGCUCUUUCGUCGCCAGCUGCAGCGUUACCGCGCGGCAGCGCUCACAAUACAAAAAGUGUGGCGUGGCUACAAGCAGCGACGUAAGUUUCUCAUCAUGCGCCAAGGUUUCCAUCGACUGGGCGCGUGCAUCGCACAAAAACGCUUGGCAUCUGAGUACAAAAUGCUGCGCUCACGUUUGAUACACUUACAAGCCUAUUGCCGCGGCUACUUGGCGCGUCAGGCGUUUAAGGCGCGCUAUACAGAGCGACAGCAGCGUCGAAAGCAGCUGCUCGCGUUGCGCGCUGACGAGGAGCAGCUGGUGCGACAGGCCAAAGAACAUCAGCAGGCGGAGAGGGAGCGGCAAGCACGGCACAGUGCUAAAAUGGUAGCUGCAGCUGCGCACGCGACAACAGCGACGGCUGUGAUGGCGCCAGCGCCACGAACUGCUGGUAUACCAGGCGCAGUUCAAGCGCCAAUGAAUGGCGCUUUGAAUGGACAACGCGCUGUAAGCUUUACAAAUGGCGUUUACGCCGUAAAUUACAUGAAUGGUCAGAAUAUCGCAAAUGGCAUGAAUGGUGGCGGGGUGGCUAGCCCAGCAAGGGUGACUAUUUCAGCUUUGGAAGCGGACAAGCAGUUAAAAGCACAAAAAACGCCCGAUAACAAUAAUUACAUCGAUGUGCAGAUGGUGGACGAUGUUUUUGGUUUUCUCGACGAUGCUGACGUCAGUUCGCCGCCCGUGGUAUCGAAUGUUAGAGAGAAGUCGCUAAUGUUCGAGCGCGAAUUGCGUCUUCAAAAAACUAUACCCGCGAAAUUGUUAUCGCGGCCUGUGAAUUAUUAUGACGCGCAAACCGUACAGCGAACGACAUUAUGAAAAGGCAGCGAGGUACAUAAGUAGACUUUAAGAGUAGGAAUAGCAAAAAUGAGUCUAGUAUUCAAAUCGAUGCAUAGCUUUUGGCAAUCUAAAAUACAAGUACCUUUUGCAUACCGAAAAAAUAUGUGACCAUAAAAGUAUGCCAUAAAAUUUAUUAAAAUAUUGUACAAUCCUAAUGUGUAGCAUAA